CCCUUGGGUGAACUGAGCAGUGCAGUGCAUCAGUCGCUAUAAGAAUUUCGCUUCCUCUGUAUGUGUGACGGCUAAACUAUAGAGCAGAAUGGAUUGGGAAUUCGAAGGAGAGCGCAAAUUGAGAAAGCAGAGUCGAAGGAAUUACAACUACGACACAGAUGAUAUUAUCGAAGGGAAACGAACAUUUAGCGUCGAGGAAAAGCUAAACAGUCCUAAAUUCACGGAGGGAGAUUUCGUGCAGAAACUCACAGGAGAUGAAUUAAACCUAAAGUUUAUACAAGAAAACGGCUUUUCCUUUCCCAUGGUAAUCAAACACCCAGACGGGUUAGAUAUGCGGGUUCCACGGGAAGACUUUUCAGUAGAAGAUGUCAAGAAUUUUGUCGGAGCUCGAAGAAUGGUGGAUGUGAUCGAUGUCAACACUCAGCAAGCGUUAGAAAUGACUUUACAACAGUGGGUGAAAUAUUUUACGAGUCCAGAGCGUGAGGAUAUCUAUAAUGUUAUCAGCUUGGAGUUUAGCCACACGAAAUUAGAAGAUUUGGUCGAGCCUCCUAAAAUGGUUCGUGAAAUGGACUGGGUGAAUGUCGUGUGGCCCCAACAUCUCAUCGAGCAACAGAGAGAUUCAACAAAUUCUUUAGCAGAUAUGAAGUAUCCUAAAGUUAGAAAGUACGUGUUGAUGAGUGUUGGUGGCUGCUACACCGACUUUCACAUAGACUUCGGUGGCACCUCAGUGUGGUACCACAUAAUGAGAGGCAGGAAGGUUUUCUGGCUAAUUCCACCCACUGAGAAGAAUCUCCAUUUGUACGAACAGUGGGUGCUAUCUGGAAAACAACAAAAUGUUUUCUUUGGUGAUCAAGUGGAGAAAUGUUGCCGCACUUAUUUGGAGAAAGGAGAUACGUUCUUGAUUCCCACAGGGUGGAUUCAUGCCGUGUUUACCCCUGAGGACUCGCUUGUAUUCGGCGGGAAUUUUGUGCACAGUUAUAACAUCCCGGGACAAAUUAAAAUCAGUCAGAUCGAAGACAAUACCAAGGUCCCUCUGAAGUUCCGGUACCCGUUUCUACCUCAAAUCAUGUGGUACGCCGCUGACAAGUAUGUCCGAUUGUUGGAACAAAAUAAAAAAGAACUAGGUUUGAAAUCGCCCAUCAAAACCGAUAGCAAGGAAGUUACUUCCGCUUUAAAGAAAAAAGACGCAUCUGGCUUGAAAGGGAAAACUUCUGGUAAACGAACAAGCAAGAAGGAUCCGCGAGAAGUGGACGAGAAAGCUAGUAAUGGCACACAUGGAGAAAAUGACGAGGACGACACAACAGAGACUACAGGGCGUAGGAGAUCAAGCCGGGUCGCGCGAAACGAGGCCAUCGCCAAGCAAGCUCAGGAGAACGCCGAGAAGAAGACCAGUACGAAAGGUAAAGAAGAGGAACCUGAUACAGAGGAAGGGAAGAAAAAGAGGGGGAAUCCUAAGCGACAAGCUAAGGACAAAGAGGUGAAGGUGGAAGUGAAUGGGGAAACUCACGAUGAAGAAGACGACAAAGAGAAGACUGAGGGUGAAGGGAAUGAAGAAGAUAACAAGACUCCUUGGAGUCGGGUGUAUCUUACACGAUUUGAAGUUGAUGGGCUGACUAAGCUGAUAGAAAGACUGAGGGAUUGGCCUCAAGCUCAAAAGAACGUUCCUAAGACUUUAGAGGACCCCGAAGGAGUGUUGCAGAGAUUAGAGGACCUUCUUGAAUUACAUCGGGACGAUGACCCUGAGCUUGCAGCUUCAGGGUUGCAACAUCUGUUGCAGAUUGACAAACCAGUAGUGAAAAAACCUGUAGCAAGGAAGCAAGGUCCUAGGGGACCGAUGCUCGGUACAAAAGUCGGCCCAGGAAUCAGACGCCGGCGCACUCGCUGCGGGCAGUGUGAAAAUUGUCAACGAGAGGACUGUGGCGAGUGCCGUACAUGUAAAGAUAUGAAGAAAUUUGGAGGGGCAGGAAGGAUGAAGCAAUCGUGUCUUCUUAGAGCGUGCACUGACCCUAACCUGCCCACUUGUGUGAAGUGUUUAAUGUGCAAUCAGGUCAACACGGAGGAUAAUCCGCUCAUGGAGUGUCGUUUCUGUGGUGAGAUCGUUCACCCACCUUGUCUGAAAGACAUCAAAGGGCUUUGUAAGAUUGUUACUGAGAUCAAUAACUGUUGGGAGUGUCCUAAGUGUUGCAAAGAUGCAACGGCGACGUCUGUCGAUGAUCUUCCAAGUAUUCCAGCAAAGAAAAGAAAGGCAAGUCCAAUCAAAGAGUCUGCUAAAAAGAGGAGCAAAAUGGAGAGCGAGUCCUCAGACGGAGAAAGUGACGAGUUUUCUGUGAAUGUUUCCGAUGAAGUGACUUCACGGCCCCGCCGUCCUGUUGUAGUACCCAGACCUCCACCUGGCCCUCCGCCAGAAGUACAUCCUAAACUUGUGGUUCGUCCUUGCCCAGUCUCUCCUCCUCCUCAGUCUUUCACGCUGGACAGUGGUCAAAGUCACGUGAUGGACUGUCAGCUCUGGCUUUCAGUGUUUAGCUUUCUCUCCCAACCCGAGCUCUGUCUGUGUAUGCGCGUAUGUCGCACCUGGAACCGCUGGUGUAUGGAUCGCCGUCUCUGGUCAGUGAUCGAUUUAUCAGAAAAGAAAGUUGUGACCCCUUCGGCCCUGAGGGGGAUUGUACGGCGCCAACCUUCAACUCUAAACCUGAGCUGGACAAACGUUACUUUUAAGCAACUGCAAUGGCUCCUGAACCGUCUGCCGAGAAUAAGAGAGCUUUAUCUGAGUGGCACAACGGAAGCGACGGCGUAUGCGCUUUCCACUGUCAUCUGCCCUCGUUUGAAAGUCCUGGGGCUGAGCUGGUCCGUAGGAAUCACUGACUCACUGAUGAAAGAACUUAUUUUACCUGUUUCUGACUCACUUACGGCUCCAGGGGACAACAAAAGCCCUCUUCUAAGAUUAUCCACUCUCUUUCUUUCCGGUAGUGACAUCACUGGUUCGACUCUUCGUUUGCUGGUGCAACAUUGCCUUGACUUGAAGAAGCUGGACCUGAGUUUCUGUCCCGGAAUAACUGAUCAAGAUAUUGAAAGUGUCUGUGGACAGGCAUCGAUAAAUGAAUUUCUUCUGAGUGGCUGCGCUAAGCUGUCUGAUAAGUGCUUGUCCUUUUUGAGGCUCUUUCCGUCGCUUAUCCGUCUUGACUUGCGCUCUUGUAAUGGGGUCACUUCCGAUGCCGUUCAAGAGUUUGUAAAAACUCGCAAGGAUUUGCUGAAAAUUCUGGAAGGAAAACUCAUUGUAAAUAUGUAAAUACGACUGGCUGUUAUGCCCUGCAUUGGCCUAACCUCUGCUUGAUCUAACUCAAAACCCAAGAACGUUUUCUUCAGAUACAACAACCUUCGCACGCCCAUUCGUAUCGUUCCUAAGCAUUCAUUCCCACGUUUUCUUUGUUGGUUGUGUGUCUUUAGUAUCACUUACAUUUUCACUCAUUAAGUUCAGUUCGACGUAGAAGGGGUUAUAUUACUGUAAGAUGAAGACGGAGGGUUGACCGAGGGUACAACGAUCUUGGCGAAUUUUUUUUCUGUUUUGUUUUGUUUUAUUCUUUAGCACAACAAUUUGUUCAACCUAAUUAUUCUACUUCGAAUUUUUCCUCUCAAAGCAUUUUAUUUUCCUUGUACUGUAGCUUGUGUACCAGCCUGUCGUUAUGCGUCCAUUUUAUUUUCACAAUGCCGGACUCAUGUAAACACAGGCUAUCUUUCGUCGAGAAAAACGUCCACCUCAAUAUUCAACUCUUACUCCUACAGAAAGUUUGCCACACGCUUAUAAGUUAAGGAGAAUUACAAAGAAUGUUUUUGUGCCUGAGAGCUUUUUCAUCAUCGUAAAUGUUUAGGCUCAGUCAUGUAAUUUUGCUUAUUUCUUUUAAUUUUGUUUGUGUUUUUGUUUUGCUUUUUUCGUGAAACUCGCACAACUUUUAGUGGUUUAUAAAAUAUCGAAUUGUUACCCCUUGAACUUAAAAGAAGGUGGUUGGCUGUAUUUUGAGCCUUUUCAGUAAACAAAAGACAGUUUCGGAUAGUUGACAAUAGUUAGGUAAACUAAUACUGUUUGAGAUUGAACCAUACUCUUUGUCGUUUUUUUUUUUAUAUCCAGGAGAAACAAACGUCAAACAUCAAAACUAAGAGAGAAAUAGUUUAGAGAUGAUCAGCAUGAAUUGGAUCUUCUUUGAAAUUGUUUGAGACAACUGCUUCAAAAGUGGGACAUAUUGAGAAAGAGCAAAUGAACACCAGACAACUGCAUUCAUCUUUUUAGCUUUGUUUUCCUAGGUGCCUAUUCUUAGAGUUUUCUCCCCUCCACUGCCAUGUUAGCUUGCACAAUAAGUCCUUCGUACAACAACAGCCUCAUAGUAGUGGAGCCAUCAGAGAGGAAUAGGUGUUCGACACAUUUAACGAACCUUCUAACUCCUUUUAGUUCGUGAUCACUGGAAAAUAUUGAAAUGAAACUAACAAGCUCACGCAUUUUUAUUUUUUUGUAGUUUGAUUACAAUGUAUUCCUCGUUCUAUGCGGGUCUGAUGACGAUUGUUAAGGUUUUGUUAUUUAAAAGAAAAAAUACGAUGGACUCGUAAGACAUGCAGUUACCUAAAUCCUAAUGCAUUUCGACCAGCUUUGUUAACAAUUUUUUGAAAAUUGUAUAGUUUUAAUUACAGCAUUUUUUACCAGGUUACACACAAAAAGUUACAAUGAAUUAUUAAACUAUAGGAAUUGCGGUAA
Molecule: messenger RNA, 4741 nt
Organism: Pocillopora damicornis (cauliflower coral)
Lineage: Eukaryota; Metazoa; Cnidaria; Anthozoa; Scleractinia; Pocilloporidae
Product: lysine-specific demethylase 2B
Molecular function (GO): zinc ion binding; protein binding; DNA binding
Source: RefSeq, a predicted model, not a curated record